Molecule: messenger RNA, 1344 nt
Organism: Hibiscus syriacus
Lineage: Eukaryota; Viridiplantae; Streptophyta; Magnoliopsida; Malvales; Malvaceae
Product: plant cysteine oxidase 4-like
Exons: 6
Coding region: 371-1090 (239 amino acids)
Molecular function (GO): oxidoreductase activity, acting on single donors with incorporation of molecular oxygen, incorporation of two atoms of oxygen
Source: RefSeq, a predicted model, not a curated record
GCAGCCUCCCCCCUGCUUCGUCUUUUCUCACUGUUGCGUUGUUCUCAUCAGCGAUCCCUUCCCUUCCAUUACUUUCUUCUUUCCUCUUCUCUUCGUCCUAACUCUCUACGUCCAUUUCUUGCAAAUAUUCAUCAGAGUUUGAUGGAUCUCAAAUUGAUGGGGUGGUUGUAAGUGAGAUUAGCAGGAGGGAUAAUGAAUUAAUUGCCAUGCAGAUCUACUACCGUCGGGUUACUUCGCAGAUCCAGUUAUCACUGAAUUGCAUCUUUUAUCGCACUAUCAACUAGUGUGGUGCUUGCGUAAAAGGCGCUAUCAGCUUACUGAUAUAGAGGCUUUUGGUCCUUUCAGUUAAGUUGGUACCGUCUUUGCAAAUAUGCCAUAUUAUAUACAGAGGCUUUAUAAUACUUGCAGAGCGUCAUUCUCGCCCAAUGGCCCUGUUUCUGAUGAAGCUCUUGAAAAAGUCCGUACUAUGCUAGAGAAAAUGAAGCCUUCUGAUGUAGGUCUGGAACAGGAGGCACAGGUGGUACGUAAUUGGUCUGGUCCUGUAAAUGAGCGGAAUGGAACCCAUCAGUCAUUGCCGCCAAUUAAGUAUCUGCACUUGCAUGAGUGCGACAGCUUCUCUAUAGGAAUUUUUUGUAUGCCACCUUCCUCUAUGAUACCUUUGCACAAUCAUCCAGGAAUGACAGUGCUGAGCAGGCUUAUCUACGGCUCAUUACACGUAAAGUCAUAUGAUUGGCUUGACCCAACAGAUCCUAAAGAUCCACUACAAGCAAGAGCUGCAAAGCUUGUUAAGGAUACUGAGAUGACAGCUCCUUCUGCAACAACAGUACUUUAUCCCACAAGUGGAGGCAACAUUCAUUGUUUCAGGGCACGGACUCCCUGUGCCAUUUUUGAUAUUUUAUCUCCACCUUACUCUUCGGAGCAUGGACGACACUGCACUUACUUCCGGAGGUCCCCAAGGAGGGAUUUACCUGGCGAGAUUGAAAUGAAUGGAGAGACGUUCUCGGAAGUGACUUGGUUGGAAGAGUUUCAGCCCCCUGACAACUUUGUGAUUCGUAGAGGGCUGUACAAGGGUCCUGUUAUUCGAACUUGAAAUAUUCUGGUACCAUCCAUCGAACUUAUAUUCUAAUAUGAAAAUUGGGCCAUAAUAAUAAGACACAAGCAUGGGGGCUGUAGAAGUUAGGCAUUUGGGGUUGUACAUAUUACUACACCAAUGUAAUCCUGUGAUUUUACUGACCUCACAUUUUAUUAGUGGGAUAGAGUGGAAGUUGAGAGGAACUUUGCGCUUAAUGACUUUUGUUCUUUUCGAUUUUGUUUGUUGAAUGACAAUGGGGGAGUUCAUUAUUA